Danaus chrysippus (African queen) is the source of this 243-nucleotide messenger RNA. The record is from the annotation of a GenBank genome assembly. NCBI's taxonomy places the organism in Eukaryota, Metazoa, Arthropoda, Insecta, Lepidoptera, Nymphalidae.
AUGAAGGCAUUUUUUGUAUUAUUGGUCGUUUUUGCAAUCGCCUUUGUGGCUUCUGCUGAAAAUGAGGAGUCAUCAGAGUUUAUCCACGAAAUAGAAAAGAGACAAAUAAUCAAGCCAAUCACAAUAACAGCUAAGCCACCAUUUACCCCAUGUGUAUUUUACGAGUGCAUUGCCAGGUGUAGGCAGCGUGGAUACCGCAAUGGAGGAUACUGCACCAUCAAUGGAUGUCAAUGUUUACGAUAA